This is a messenger RNA of Culex quinquefasciatus (southern house mosquito), 665 nucleotides long. Its product is annotated as guided entry of tail-anchored proteins factor 1. The record is from RefSeq and is a predicted model, not a curated record. The transcript has 2 exons. The coding region runs from base 134 to 628 and encodes 164 amino acids. Lineage: Eukaryota; Metazoa; Arthropoda; Insecta; Diptera; Culicidae. Gene Ontology annotation, biological process: tail-anchored membrane protein insertion into ER membrane.
AAAUUUCGCUAAUAAUAUUUUAGCUAAUAAUUAUUUUGGGUCUUGGUGCCGUGCAUGAUUCUGUCGAUUUUACAAAUUUUUAAUUUAAGUGAAUCCUAUUAAGUAAAAUUAGUUUUUUUUGAAUAUCUAUAAAAUGUACAUACUUUUCGCCGUAACCAUAAUUUGCUUUCUGAUGGCGUUCGUUUCGAAAUUAACAAAAAACCUCCUGUCGUUCCUGCUCCGCGACAGCCCGGAAACGCGCGCCCUCAAAGCCGAAUCGGACCAGAUCCGUCGCGAGCUGUCCCGCAUUUCGAUGCGUGACAAUUACACAGGUUACGUGAAGGUCGAACGCAAGCUGGUCGCCGUCGACACCCAGCUCGGCGAGGCCAAAUCGAAGGACUCGUCCCGGCGCACGAUUUACGAGUUUGGACUGCGCUGGGGGCUGUACGGCGUGCUGGCGUUUGUGCUGGUGGUCAUUUCGAUCUUUUAUCGCUACACUCCGGUGGUGGUGUUUGGGGACAACUUUAGCUUCGAUCCGUUCGGGCGGGUGCUGAGCUUCCCAACCGGGGUUCCGAAUGCCGUCUCGACCGUGUUUUGGAUCGUGGUGAACAACUUUGUCGCGAGGACCGUCGCGGGGUAUGUUAAGUAAGGGGGACGUUUCUUUUAAUAAAUUUGAGGAGAAUGAA